Messenger RNA from Ilyonectria robusta, 2408 nucleotides. RefSeq lists its product as uncharacterized. NCBI's taxonomy places the organism in Eukaryota, Fungi, Ascomycota, Sordariomycetes, Hypocreales, Nectriaceae. Gene Ontology annotation, biological process: DNA-templated transcription; regulation of DNA-templated transcription. The record is from RefSeq and is a predicted model, not a curated record. Gene Ontology annotation, molecular function: DNA-binding transcription factor activity, RNA polymerase II-specific; zinc ion binding; DNA binding. Bases 297 to 2279 code for a protein of 660 amino acids. The transcript has 3 exons.
GUAGCCUAUGGCUGCUUCGCGUCCAUGGCCCAGUCGGCUCUGAACGGCCGAGGCGACGGGCGCCGACUUGCUGACCCAAUCGACGCUUGCUGCACGCCAGGCUCUAUCUCCGAAUGAGAGGGAUGCCUCAGUCAAGAUCCACCAAACAAGUGUGGUUUCGUGAUAAUUAAGUAAUCCUUGUUGCAGAGACUCUCAGGUACAUAAGAUGAUGACAUUCACCAGUUCCGCACCUCAGGUGCCUGGUGGUCACUGAUGACAGCGGGAUGUUUAUCGGCUCGAAUUUGUGAACUGGCAAGAUGUCGAGCGAUGUGAUCAACUUCAACAAGCCGUGCAGCGCCUGUCGCCGCCGCAAGGUUCGGUGCGACAAAGCUCAGCCAUGCAACAACUGUAUCCGCCACCGGGUUUCCUGCGUCUAUGAAGCGCCGCGGGAGUCCGUCAUGAGCCAGCAGGUGCUCCAAGACCGAGUGGAAAGGCUGGAACGCCUGGUGGAAGACUUGACGGCCUUUUCGCUCUCCAAUCAUGGAUCCCAGCACGUUCGAAGGAAUUCGUCGUCUGCGACCAGCCCAUUUAGCAGCUUCGACGACUACUCGGAUAUCCCCGCCGACGCGGGGAACCAAGUUUUCGGCCCCGGAAACUCAUAUCAUAUGGGGCCCGAUUCUUGGAUGAAUAUGGACCAUCUCGGCUACUCACCACAUCACCUUCUGAAUAUGUGUUCUGAAGACGACGCCGAGCAACGAUCCACCUGGACAAUGUCCCUGUCGCACCCACGGCCCAAGGACAUGUCUCAUUUCCACCUUCCUGUUUACAAGGAGGAUGUCAUGAUUCACAUGUUUUUUGACCACGUCGAACCCUUUAUUCGUAUCAAUCACCAGGGCUAUUUUUGGCAGCUGGUCGGCGAGUUCCGCGCUGGAACCUGUGUCUCUGGCCGAGAGGUCGAGUCGCUCAUGUUCGCCACGCAAUAUAUCACCGCGUCAGUGCUUCCAGCGGCUCUCAUCCAGGAAAAGCUGGGCCUUGUGAAAUCGGAUUUGAUCGACCACCUCCAGAGAGCGACGGAAUUUACUUUCGACCAAGCAAAUAUCAUGAGAAGCCGAAGUACAGUGUUGUUCAACGCUCUUCUGUAUUACAUUACUUGCCAGUUUCAUACUGGAAACUGCGAAGCAGGUUCCACCCUCCUUGGCCUUGCCAGCAGCAUUGCCAGGCGGAUCGGUAUGCACCGAGACCCAGCUUAUUACGGCUACACAGCAUGGUGCGUCGAGAUGAGACGCCGGAUGUGGGGCCACCUCGCCGCCCUCGAUGCACAGGCUUGCAACGCAGACGGGUCCGAGUCGGUUUUGAUGUCGCUGAGCGAUGUCCAGCGUCCUCUCAAUGUAAAUGACUCCGAGUGGAAAACCUCUGCGCGAGGGGAUCCUGGACCAAGGGAUCGGGAAGGGUUUAGCGAUGCUGCCGCGGCCCUGAUUAGGAGAGAGAUCUCCCGGGCUGCUCACAACAUCUCCGAGGCUCGAAAAACAGCCACAAACUGCUACGAUCUGGUGGCUAUCAUUGAAGAGACGACAAAAUACGUCCAGCUCAAGUUUCUGCACCAUUUCGACGGUUCGGAUCCGGUGCACCAUGUUAUGACGAAAUGGUACAACGCCAUGAUCAAGUCGUUGACCGUUUCGGUUCUAUACCUGCAUGCAUCGCCGUCACGACCAAAGCUUCAUUGUCAUUUAUUCGAGCAACUGCAGAACCGGCUUUACGAUGACUGCCUUGCCUGUCUGGAGGAAUUUUCGCAGGGAGAAAAGGCCGCGACCGAGUAUCACUGGCAGUGGGCCUUCCGAUGGCCAAUGCCACUUCAUGUCGUCGCUGGACUUCUCUCUGGUCUGUCCCGCCUGCCUGAGCAUCGAGAUACCGACCGGGCAUGGGAGCAGAUCGACGCUGCUUUCCAACGGUAUAACAACGAUGAGGUAUCGAUGGCAAAGGUACCCGCGUGGCACUCGAUCGAGACGCUGUGCGACCAGGCGAUGCUUCAGCACCCUAAUCAAAAACACGAGGGUCGUUCAUAUAUUAAGCGCAUGCACACGGCGAGGCCGGUUGCAGGCGCAGAAAUGCACAAGAUGUCAGGGAUGCCUUGCGGGGGGGUCUAUGGUAUCGAGAUGUACGACCAGAGCCUUCGGAAGCAUGGUUUAGACGAGAUGGCUUCAGCCGAAGCGACGAUUAGCAUGGGAUUUUCGGAUAGCGAUAUUGACGCCGUGUUUUUUAAUGUGAAUGGGGAGGAUGAGUAUUUGUCUAUUGAUAUCUGAUCGGUCUGGGCGGGCGCAAAAGUUUAGGAGGUAUACAUGCGUCGAAUUAGAAGUUAAUGUCAAGCUUCCGCCGUCCUUGCAAGUCAAGUUCAGUAUUGUUUACGCAAUACGCCACCACCAUAUUAUCUG